AUGAGUACAGUCAAAAAAGCAUUCAAUGAGGUGAAACAAACAGUAAUAAAAAGUAGAGAUCCUAAUUAUAUUCAAAAUUAUCUCGAGGAAUGGAAAAAAGACGCAAAAGGUUGGAUGCAUAUUUAUACAAAAAAUUAUCCGCAUAUGGGGAUCUGGUCAAUGCAGUGGAUGGAGGAAAACCAUAACAGUUUAAAGAAGGCAAUAGAGACAGCAAGCAGCUUAAAGCAGAUAUUCUCACACAUCAAUCGUGUCUUUCGUCAGCAACAACUACAAAUGAAUAGAGCUUUUGGUUUGAAUAUUGUUUCUGUUGAUCCAUUCAUACACAACAUUGAGAGAUUUGAACAGCUGCUUAGAAAAAUUUCCAGAUGGACAAUCAAUCAAAUAAAAAGAGAAAUAUGCAAGACUGAAGAUAAUGAUAAUGCAAAUAGUGAUACUUGUAAAUACAGCUUGAGAUUGAAUUUUAAGCUACCAUGUCACCACAUAAUUCCGUCGACAGGAUCCAUUCCGCUUUCUCUUGUACAUUUUCGCUGGCUUUUAAAGCAUGAUUCAGUACCCUUAUUAUCUUCAUUAUCAUUAUUAACUGACAUAACCAUCAGUAAGGCUUUAUAUAAGCUUGAAGAAAAAUACAAAUCCCUAAAUGACUGUGGAUCAAAAGUCAUAUUCUUGCAAAAAAUCGAAGCCUUGGCUGCUAAAAAAAAUGUAAUUCCAAAGGCAUUAUUGCGUAUCGCACCUAAAGGACGAUCAACAUCCACCAAGUGA
Ambispora gerdemannii is the source of this 759-nucleotide messenger RNA. NCBI's taxonomy places the organism in Eukaryota, Fungi, Glomeromycota, Glomeromycetes, Archaeosporales, Ambisporaceae. The record is from the annotation of a GenBank genome assembly.